Messenger RNA from Neogale vison (American mink), 3566 nucleotides. RefSeq names its product leucine rich repeat and Ig domain containing 2 (gene LINGO2). Gene Ontology annotation, cellular component: plasma membrane. Bases 937 to 2757 code for a protein of 606 amino acids. NCBI's taxonomy places the organism in Eukaryota, Metazoa, Chordata, Mammalia, Carnivora, Mustelidae. The transcript has 7 exons. The record is from RefSeq and is a predicted model, not a curated record. Gene Ontology annotation, molecular function: protein binding.
UUCCAAAACCACGGGAGGAAAGGGGGAGGGGUUUUUUAUCAAGAGGAAGAGAGGAGCGGCUACAACUGAGAAUAGGAUCUUCUUCCCUGCCUGAUGCCGGCAGCGGACUGACUGAUGGGCCUGUAGUGGUUAAAGAAGAAAAUUAAAUAAAAUCAAAAAUUAAAUAGAAGAAAAGAAAAUAGAAAGCCAAGUUGACCGAGCAGGGGCUGGGAGGCUUCCGGAUGCCGGGAAGGUUGUCCCCGUCUCCGUUUCCACGGGCGUGAAGAUUUAGAGGUGCCGCCGGUGCGAGGGCUUUUAAACCGCCAUCACCCCCUGAUCCCCUUGGAAGGAAAAGCCGGUGCAGAGCUGAGGCAGAGAGGUGUCGAGGAAAAGCCUGGACUUGUGUGCAACGCGUACUUGGCUUCGGAUUUUAAGCACAUGAACGAGAACAGCGUCUCAAGGGAAUCUGUUGGAGAUGGUUUCAAGAUGUAGAAGUCUCAUAUGUGAAGUAUCCCAAAUGAAGUUGGAAAAUCCAUGCUGAAAUCGUUUCACGUUCUGAAAUUGAAGAGUACCACAGGAAAGCUGUGUCGCUGUAUCAUGUGCUGUUUGUGCUUCUGAAGUGUCCGGCAGAUUUAUAAUCAUAUGAGCCUCAAAACGGAGUCAUGUAAAGAGGCUCAGAGACGAACACAAAAAGUGGCCACCAUCAGCAUGAGGAGCCCAGCAAGUCAGCCUGGUGAGAUGAGAAAAACAAAAUGCAGCUUUCAAGGUUCACUUCAAGCAGUUGGCGUGUGGGACUCUGAGCGAUGCUGCCCGUGACAUGAUGGGAUUACCAUGAUCAACGACCCAGUUUGGAUUUCACCCAGUGGCCAGGAGCUUUGCAUGGUGGACAGCAAGGGUUGGAUUUUUAAAAAGAGUAAACCAGGCCCGUGACCAAGGUAUAGACUAAGAGGUGGAGUCAUGCUUCACACGGCCAUAUCAUGUUGGCAGCCAUUCCUGGGUCUGGCUGUGGUGUUACUCUUCAUGGGAUCCACCAUUGGCUGCCCUGCUCGCUGUGAGUGCUCUGCCCAGAACAAAUCCGUAAGCUGCCACAGAAGGCGGCUGAUCGCCAUCCCCGAGGGCAUUCCCAUUGAGACCAAAAUCUUGGACCUCAGCAAGAACAGGCUGAAGAGUGUCAACCCUGAAGAGUUCAUAUCCUAUCCUCUGCUGGAGGAGAUAGAUUUGAGUGACAACAUCAUCGCCAAUGUGGAGCCCGGCGCUUUUAACAAUCUCUUUAACCUUCGUUCCCUCCGCCUCAAAGGCAACCGCCUGAAACUGGUCCCUUUAGGGGUCUUCACGGGGCUAUCCAACCUCACCAAGCUGGACAUUAGUGAGAAUAAGAUUGUCAUUUUACUGGACUACAUGUUCCAGGACCUGCACAACCUGAAGUCUCUAGAGGUGGGGGACAACGAUUUGGUUUAUAUAUCACACAGGGCUUUCAGCGGACUGCUUAGCUUGGAGCAGCUCACCCUGGAGAAAUGCAACCUCACGGCAGUACCCACAGAAGCCCUUUCCCACCUCCGCAGCCUCAUUAGCCUGCAUCUGAAGCAUCUCAACAUCAACACUAUGCCCGUGUAUGCCUUUAAACGACUGUUCCACCUGAAACAUCUAGAGAUCGACUAUUGGCCAUUACUGGAUAUGAUGCCUGCCAAUAGCCUCUACGGUCUCAACCUCACGUCCCUCUCCAUCACCAACACCAACCUGUCCACAGUCCCCUUCCUCGCCUUUAAACACCUGGUGUAUCUGACCCACCUCAACCUCUCCUACAAUCCCAUCAGCGCCAUCGAAGCCGGCAUGUUCUCGGACCUGAUCCGCCUUCAGGAGCUUCACAUAGUGGGCGCGCAGCUCCGCACCAUUGAGCCUCACUCCUUCCAAGGGCUCCGCUUCCUCCGUGUGCUCAAUGUGUCUCAGAAUCUACUGGAGACUUUGGAAGAGAACGUCUUCUCCUCCCCUAGGGCUUUGGAGGUCCUGAGCAUCAACAACAACCCCCUGGCCUGCGACUGCCGUCUCCUGUGGAUCCUGCAGCGGCACCCCACGCUGCAGUUCGGGGGCCAGCAGCCCAUGUGCGCCGGCCCCGACACCAUCCGCGAGAGGUCGUUCAAGGAUUUCCACAGCACUGCCCUUUCUUUUUACUUUACCUGCAAAAAACCCAAAAUCCGUGAAAAGAAGCUGCAGCAUCUGCUCGUGGACGAAGGGCAGACGGUCCAGCUCGAAUGCAGCGCAGACGGAGACCCUCAGCCUGUCAUUUCCUGGGUGACGCCGCGGAGGCGUUUUAUCACUGCCAAGUCCAACGGAAGAGCCACCGUGCUGGGCGACGGCACCUUGGAAAUCCGCUUUGCCCAGGAUCAAGACAGCGGGAUGUACGUUUGCAUCGCCAGCAACGCGGCGGGGAAUGACACCUACACGGCCUCUUUAACGGUGAAAGGCUUCACCUCAGACCGCUUCCUUUAUGCCAACAGGACCCCUAUGUACAUGACAGACUCCAACGACACCAUGUCCAACGGCACCAAUGCCAACACUUUCUCCCUGGACCUCAAAACAAUACUGGUGUCUACGGCCAUGGGCUGUUUCACAUUCCUGGGAGUGGUUUUAUUUUGUUUUCUCCUCCUUUUUGUGUGGAGCCGAGGGAAAGGCAAGCAUAAAAACAGCAUUGACCUCGAGUACGUGCCCCGAAAAAACAAUGGUGCUGUUGUGGAAGGGGAGGUGGCUGGACCCAGAAGGUUCAACAUGAAAAUGAUCUGAGGGUCUAGCACUCACGCUGUUGUUUCUGGGCCGGUGUUGGUCACCAGUGAGACAGCUGGCACAAUCAAUGACUAGGUUAGAAGGUGGCCUCCUGCAGCUGCCCUGUGUCAAAGCAGGGUCCAUGGGAGCAGGAGGACUUCUCAUGGAGACUCUCCACCUAGAGGGAGGCAGGCAGACACGUGUCGGAGCCCUUCACAGUGGGAUACUAAUUGUUUGCAUUGCAAAUAUCGGCAUUCUGGGGAUCUCAGUAAUGAACCUGAACCUUUGGCUCAUGCUCACGGACAGUUACUCAACAUUUUCUACCACGGCAAAAACAAAAGAAAAAAACAAGGAACAACCUACAAUGUAGGAUUUACACAUUAAAAAGACACAUUUGUCAAAAACAUACUCUACGGAAAAAUUUGUAUCUACGAUUCUCAUUUGUUAAAGCCUUGCAUCAUACCAUAUUGUUGGUUCAGCACCACAAUGAAAUCAAUAUAUUCUUUACUCUUUUUUUUUUGAAACAUAUGCUGUAUAUGUUUUAAAGCAAUAUGAAUGAGAGGUUGUGCUUUUAGUUACUCACCACUAUAGAUCCAAGUGUGAUUUCACCUUCCUUUCCAUGGAGAUGACCCCGAGACUAGAUCCCUGGAGUUAUGGGUGGAGAGAUGUGGGACCAUGCGUUUGUCUGAUAUAGGAUGCCAAGAAAUAGGGCCCAAGGCAAAACUGCUCAACUCUGUUAACUUCUGUUACUAUAAAUAAAGGCAUGUGCCUAGUUUUGAUACAGAAUGGAAUAUUUUUUAUACUUGUGAUAUCACCCUGGACCAGUUUAC